This is a messenger RNA of Eutrema salsugineum, 2715 nucleotides long. Its product is annotated as oxysterol-binding protein-related protein 1C. The record is from RefSeq and is a predicted model, not a curated record. Bases 1 to 2427 code for a protein of 808 amino acids. Gene Ontology annotation, cellular component: cytosol; intracellular membrane-bounded organelle; membrane. Gene Ontology annotation, molecular function: sterol binding. The transcript has 10 exons. Lineage: Eukaryota; Viridiplantae; Streptophyta; Magnoliopsida; Brassicales; Brassicaceae.
AUGCAUCCCUUCUGUUGCGUUUCUACUUUCUCUGAUCACUCUCCUUCGAUGCCGUUACCGGAGCAACCGCCACCACAACCGCAACCGCCUUUCGGUAUGACUCGAUCCGAACCCAUUAUGACUCGAUCUGCUUCACAGAGUUAUAAUCAUCAUUCCGAUCAAUCCAAUCACCAUCUCCUCCAUAGUCUCUCCUUCAACCACCAGAGUGACGUCGCAAAUCGGUUAGGGCAACGCGUUUUAGCCUUACCGGCGUCGGCGGUUAGAGAACCGCCGGUUGAUGUGAAGAUUAACGAUAUCGUCGGGAAUGGAAUCGCUGGGAUAUUGCAUAAGUGGGUGAAUUAUGGCAGAGGAUGGCGACCAAGGUGGUUCGUUCUGCAGGAUGGUGUACUUUCGUAUUAUAAAAUCCAUGGACCUGAUAAGAUCUUCGUUAGCCCUGAAACUGAAAAGGGAUCAAAAGUGAUCGGAGAUGAGUCUGCUCGUAUGAUCUCUAGGCGCCACAAGCAUGGUGGAAGCAGCGGCACUAACCAAUUACGUCGGAAGCCAUUCGGAGAAGUACAUCUCAAGGUUUCAUCAGUUCGGGAGAGUAGAUCAGAUGAUAAGAGAUUUUCGAUAUUUACAGGCACCAAGAGGCUCCACUUGCGCGCAGAGACGCGAGAGGACAGAACAACUUGGGUUGAGGCGCUGCAAGCUGUCAAAGAUAUGUUUCCAAGGAUGUCUAAUAGUGAAUUGAUGGCUCCUACCAACAAUUUGGCCAUGUCGACGGAGAAGCUUAGGCAACGGUUGAUAGAUGAAGGAGCCUGUGAGUUAGCUAUUCAGGACUGUGAGCAAAUUAUGAGGUCUGAGUUCUCAGCACUUCAGAGUCAGCUAGUGCUUCUCAAGCAGAAGCAAUGGCUUCUCAUUGAUACUCUUAGGCAGUUAGAGACAGAAAAGGUAGAUCUGGAGAACACAGUUGUCGAUGAGAGUCAAAGGCAGGCUGAAAAUGGAGGUUCCAAUGAUUUAAGACAUGAGAAGUUCAGUGAAGGAACUGCCACUGAAUCUGAGGAUGAUAAUGAGCGAGGUGAUGCGGAAACUGAUGAGGAAGACAAUACUUUUUUUGAUACACGCGACUUUCUAUCUUCAAGUUCUUUCAAGAGUAGUGGUUCUGGCUUUCGUACAUCUUCGUUUUCUUCUGAUGAUGAUGGCUUUGGGUCAGAAGAUGAUAUUGAUCCUUCCAUCAAAUCUAUUGGGUUUAACUAUCCUCACGUCAAAAGGAGGAAGAGUUUACCUGACCCGGUUGAAAAAGAGAAAAGUGUUAGUCUUUGGUCAAUGAUCAAAGACAAUAUAGGCAAGGAUCUCACAAAAGUCUGUCUCCCUGUUUACUUUAAUGAGCCACUAUCUUCUCUACAGAAGUGUUUCGAGGAUUUGGAAUAUUCAUAUCUUCUUGACCGAGCAUUUGAAUGGGGCAAAAGGGGAAAUAGCCUCAUGAGGAUUCUUAAUGUAGCUGCUUUUGCUGUGUCUGGGUAUGCAUCAACCGAAGGAAGAAUCUGCAAACCUUUUAAUCCAUUGUUAGGUGAAACAUACGAGGCAGACUAUCCAGACAAAGGCCUUCGAUUUUUCUCAGAAAAGGUCAGUCAUCAUCCUAUGGUUGUGGCAUGCCAUUGUGAUGGCACAGGAUGGAAAUUCUGGGGAGAUAGCAAUCUGAGGAGCAAAUUCUGGGGUCGAUCGAUUCAGCUUGACCCUGUUGGUGUAUUGACUUUGCAAUUUGAUGAUGGAGAAAUCCUUCAGUGGAGUAAGGUGACUACAUCAAUAUACAAUCUCAUACUUGGUAAACUGUACUGUGAUCACUACGGUACAAUGCGCAUUGAUGGCAAAGCUGAAUACUCAUGUAAACUCAAAUUUAAGGAGCAGUCAAUCAUCGACCGAAAUCCUCACCAGGUUCAUGGUAUAGUUCAAGACAAGAGUGGGAAGACAGUGGCAACGAUGUUUGGGAAAUGGGAUGAGAGCAUGCACUAUGUGACGGGUGAUUGUUUUGGGAAAGGGAAAUUGAGUGAAGCUAUGUCAGGAGCUCAACUUCUCUGGAAACGGAGCAAACCUCCUGGAAAUGCAACAAAAUAUAAUCUAACACGAUUUGGAAUCACUUUAAACGAGCUUACGCCUGGGCUUAAGGAGAAGCUGCCACCAACGGAUUCAAGGCUUAGACCGGACCAGAGGUAUCUGGAGAACGGAGAGUUUGAAAUGGCUAACACAGAGAAGUUGCGGCUGGAACAGAGACAACGUCAGGCUAGGAAGAUGCAGGAGAGAGGAUGGAAGCCGAGGUGGUUCACGAGAGAGAGAGGAAGCGAGGCUUACCGAUACAAAGGAGGGUACUGGGAAGCCCGCGAGAGCGGACUAUGGGAAGACUGUCCAGACAUCUUUGGCCACAUAGAUUCCGAACAACAGAUAGAAUAAAUUGAAGUAUAAGCUUCAAUUCUGGUCUACUCGAUUCUUGAACCACAAAAUAUAUUAGCUUUUUCCCAUCUUCUUGUUUUUUAGAUUAUAGUUUGGUUUCUUUUUAAUCGUUCUCGGUGUUUUAUUUUUUGCAUCCCUUAUUAUUCUUUUUACUCGCAAUUUUGCGUUACAGGACCCUUUUCGUCUUCUUUUUGUUUUGUUUUUCUUUACUGUAAUCAACAAAACAAAAAGUUCGACCAUACAAAAAUUUAAAAUUCACAUUACAUGACAAAUUAAGCUUGAUUGGUU